Messenger RNA from Cinara cedri, 332 nucleotides. Lineage: Eukaryota; Metazoa; Arthropoda; Insecta; Hemiptera; Aphididae. The record is from the annotation of a GenBank genome assembly.
AUGGCGCGCGCGCGUCCGCCGCCCGACACUCGCGGAAAAAACACGCGAACGCGCACGUAUCGCAUCGCGUCCGCGGGUACCCUAUACGCGUACCCGUGUACGUAAUAAUGGCCACGGCGACCGUGUAAUAAAGUACGAGCGCCUGUACGUAGAAAAAAAAAAAAGAAAAAAAAACGUGGGCCGCCGAGGACAAUCGCGCGCGUUUCGUCCGCGGCGACGUCGCCGUCUCCUUUUCGGCGAGAACGCGCGCGCGCCGAUACUACGAAACAAAAGGGGUAAUAAUCGCAAUACUAACAGCAACACCGCACGCGGUACGUGCGCGCGUACGCUGC